Geodia barretti is the source of this 810-nucleotide messenger RNA. The record is from the annotation of a GenBank genome assembly. NCBI's taxonomy places the organism in Eukaryota, Metazoa, Porifera, Demospongiae, Tetractinellida, Geodiidae.
AUGAUGACCCCCGAGCAACGUUAUCUUUUCGAUGUCACCGGAUACCUUCACCUGAAGAAUGUUCUGAGCGACGAAGAGUUGAAAGCAGCGCAAGAAGCGGCAAAUGAAUACAUCAAUACGCCUACCGAAGAGCUCCCACCCGGAUUUGAUUCCAGCGCAAAAAACCUCCCAAACGGCUUUGCGUUUGCGAAACCCUUAGAAGCCCUCACACUGCACCGAUCGACGUGGCCCAUCAUCAAGGAACUGACCAAUAACAAACCGCAGUUGAUGCGUGGAACUAUGAUUGCGGAUCGGGCGGGUGUGUCAGAGUCGGCGGAAGGGCUCCGUUUGCAUUGCGCACGAGAGGAUUUCGGAUGGCACGCCAAUCGUUAUGAGGUCCGACACGGUCGAAUCUUUUGUGACGAUUUUGUUGUUUUUCCGUAUCUGUACGAUGUGCAUCCCGGAGAUGGCGGAUUGCUGGUGGUACCCGGCACACACAAGACCGUUUUCGAUCGUCCUGAACACCUCUAUAACAACGGAAGGGUUGAAGAAGCCAAUGAUAUUCCACAAGGGGUCGUUAACGUCACGCCAAAGGCAGGGGAUAUGGUGAUUAUCUCUGAGCUCUUGACGCACGGUGCACUGCCUUGGAAGCCGAAAGACCGAUAUCGUUGCGUCCUGACCCUACGCUACAGACCGCAACACCGUGGCGAGAGUCGGGUGCCGGAAGAGGUUAGAACACGAUUAUCACCAGAAACGCUGGAACUCAUCUCCCAAGCAGACCACUAUCACACGAAAGAGAUCGUUAAAAAGGAUGUCAUCACGUUGACAUAA